UUGAAUAAGUCAUUCGAUUGGCGGCGGCGUCGGAUUGGGUUUGGUGGAUUUGCAGGAUUUGUGAAAGCUUGUCUGUACCUGCAUAUAGCUUCUGGUCUUCUAGUACCAGGAGCCAAGCUGUUUCUGCAUUUGGAGGAUUUGCUUUAUGUGGUUAAAGCCAAACCCCAUGAUCACAGGAUGAUGUGUGACUCACCGAUUGUGCAAACUAAGUUGAGCGAUCAUUUGCAGGUUAAAGAUUUAACUGAGCAGUUUCCAGCCGCUACACCCCUUGCUUUGGUACUGAAACAGUUCUUGGCAGAUCGUAGUCUGGAUCAGUCUUAUUCUGGUGGCUUGAGUUCCUACUGUUUGGUUGCAACAAUCGUGCAAUCGAAGCUUUCUUUUUUUCCUCUUUCUCAUGAAAAUUGUAGUUCUCUUAUGGUCCCGACCUCUCUUGGAGUUUUCGCGCCAAAAGUUGGAGACUUGGAAGCAGAGGAGCACAUCUGGAUUUUAGGCAGCAAUGAAAAGCAUUCAUGGGUAACUCGCCUCAGGUUGCACGAUUGUCAUAACCCAAGCUUCGUUCUUUUUCUUUCUCUCACAAAAAUUGCAAUCCUCCGAUGGUAUCGACCUCCCUUGGAGUUUUCGCCCCAAAAUUGGAGGCUUGGAAGCACAUACAGUCAUCUAGAGUUUUUCUCGAAUUGCAAGGGAGUUACGACUGAGAGAUAUUGGGGGCAUAAUUGUGGUAGAUUUCAUUUAUAUGGCCGAUGAAUAUAAGAGAUUAUGCUGGAGAUUAUUCAGACGAGUCAGAGAAUGAUGAUGCUG
Messenger RNA from Rosa chinensis, 798 nucleotides. RefSeq lists its product as uncharacterized. Gene Ontology annotation, cellular component: nucleolus; TRAMP complex. Gene Ontology annotation, biological process: RNA 3'-end processing. Gene Ontology annotation, molecular function: poly(A) RNA polymerase activity; mRNA binding. The transcript is spliced from 7 exons. The coding region runs from base 178 to 744 and encodes 188 amino acids. The record is from RefSeq and is a predicted model, not a curated record. NCBI's taxonomy places the organism in Eukaryota, Viridiplantae, Streptophyta, Magnoliopsida, Rosales, Rosaceae.